Aspergillus steynii IBT 23096 is the source of this 399-nucleotide messenger RNA. RefSeq lists its product as uncharacterized. Bases 1 to 399 code for a protein of 132 amino acids. The transcript has a single exon. The record is from RefSeq and is a predicted model, not a curated record. Lineage: Eukaryota; Fungi; Ascomycota; Eurotiomycetes; Eurotiales; Aspergillaceae.
AUGAAAUUCAUCAUCCUCUGCCUUUUCGCCCUCCUCCAUCUCGCCGCCGCCGCGAAGUCCAAAUGGUACAACGCCGGCUGGCCAGUGGGCGAUAAAUCGUGGAAGCCCACGGACUACACCUUUGCGCGCGAGACCGGCAUCGACAGAUACCGGCUCUACGAUGCCGGCGGUCGUAUCUACACGUACCAGCUCGAUAUUCACGUUGCCGAUGGCGAAAGCGGCUGGUUGCGGACAUACGUCUUCGAAGACUCGACUGCCGACGAGUACACCAUUAAUGCCUUCAGAGAUGGCGAGCACAGCGUGAGCUUUAAUUCCGAGGAUGCGUAUAUUCUUCGGGUUAAGGAUACUGAGACUUGGUAUGUUGAUCCUUUAUUUGUGUAUGCUUUUUAUUAUGAAUGA